CUUAUUUACCGUAGACCGAAUACCGGGAGGUUAUUGAAAUCUCACGAUUGAUUAUUUCUCACGAUGAAAUGUAAAUAAAUUAGGAGGAGACUUCCUAUCAAUAAGACUUACCAAGAAUCAUGGUGGUUGGUAACAAUAUAGUAGUACCUGUGGUGCUUUGGGGCAAAAAUGCUCCCACGCAUUGUAUAUCCGCUAUAUACAUGACACCAGACAUGAAGAAUAUUGUGACAGCCUGCAAUGAUGCUCAGCUCUGUGUAUGGGAUUUUUCACCUAAUUGGGAGGUUUACCCACGUCACAUGUUGUUUGGCCAUACAGCUGCCAUAUCAUGUUUGGCACCAGCUUCAGCACAGCAGGGAAACACCAGGGUUGUCAGUGCUUCAGAAAAUGGAGAGAUGUGUUUAUGGGAUAUUGCUGAUGGCAGAUGCAUAGAAACUAUAAAAAUGGCUUAUGCUCAUAGCAGUAUGCAGGCUUACCAUUUCCGAAACACAAAGGAUGUGCGACUUGUGUGUAAUGGUUACUACCCAGAAAUUGUGAUAGUGGAUCCUUUAACGUUUGAGAUUGUGUUAACGCUGAGUUCUAGAGUGUCUCCAGAUUGGAUCAGUGCUUGCUGUGUUCUACGACCUGCAAAAAGAGAAGAUGAUGUGAUUGUUGCCAUUUCAAAUUCUGGAGCAGUGAAGGUUUGGGCCCUAAGCGGAUCAGAGAAUAGGUCAAGGCCAAUACAUGAAGAUGAAUCAAAACAGAUACGAUGUUUGAAUGCACAGACAUUGACAUGCUGUCCGUACAACCAGCGUACAGUUCUCAUUGUGUGCUCCAAAUACUGGCAGAUAUACGAUGCUGGAGAUUUUACAUUACUGUGUUCGGAGUCCAAUCGGUGUGGCGAGAGGUGGGCUGGUGGAGAUUUUCUCAGCGUGGAUAGAGUGGUUGUCUGGAGCAAUGAAGGAAAAUCCUAUCUAUAUAAACUUCCUACAAACUUGCUGAAAGGAAGAGUACUAGAGAGUGCGAAUUCCGAGAGUGAUGCAUAUCAUCAUAAAGCACCGUCAUCACCUCAUGCAUACUAUGUUCUCGAUUUCUAUUCUGAAAAGACUCUAGCUUGCUCUCCAGCAGUUAUUCUACAUUCCACAUUAAGGGGAGAUAAUCAGGCAACCAAACUGUUGGUGCGAGGUGACUCGGAAGGUCAGGUUGUGAUCUGGAAACUCCCGGUGGUGUCGGAGCGCCAGAUGACUUUGGUUAGACAGGAGAGUUUUGAUAGGUUACCAGUAUUGUUACCAAAGUGUUCAGCUACACUACAAGACAUCUGGGACAAACUAAACCAGUCUCCCAGUGGAAUCUUGGAUGGAUUUAAAGAGGUGGAGGAUGGUGCUAUGAUAACAUCGACAGUUUACAUUCCAUCACAAGGCAAGCUGGUAUGUGGCAGGUCUAACGGGACAAUCAUCAUCCUACCAGCAACCAUGUGUAUUAUGCUACAGUUACUGGAUAAUAGAUUUAUAAGCCACGAAAAAAUUCAGUUGUUGACACUGGAAGGUCAUGAUGGUAGAGUAAAUUGCCUGUUGUAUCCGUUCAACGAGAGUACCCGGUAUGAGCCCAAACACCUUCUCUCUGGAGGAGCAGACUUCUCAGUCUGUCUCUGGGAUAUAUACGAGGGCGUCAAAUUACAUACAUUCACUGUUCAUGGUGGAGAAAUAUCACAGUUGAUGGUCCCGCCAAAUAAUUGUAAUGUGAGAAUUUUGACGUCCAUCUGCUCUGUGGCAUCAGAUCAUUCUGUUACACUUCUUAGUUUAAAGGAACGCAAGUGUAUACUUCUAGCUUCUCGUCACCUGUUUCCUGUUCAUAGUAUUCGGUGGCGCCCCCUGGAUGAUUUCAUGGUGGUUAGCUGCUCAGAUGGAACGGUGUAUGUCUGGCAGAUGGAAACAGGUCACCUUGACAGAGUUGUACAUGGACUUACAGCUGAGGAGAUCCUCAAUAAUUGUGACGAGAAUGCCAUGCCAGUCUUUGAUCAACUGACCAAUCCUAACUUGACCCUUGCCCAGGCCUUCAAGAGGCGUAACCUAGCAACAUUUAAGAAUUUAGCCCAGCAGAAGUUACAGGCUCUGAGCCAGAACCAGCAGGCUGCGGGGGCGAAGAUUGACCUGUCACAACCGCAGGAUUAUCCUAUGUAUAUAGAAGGUAUACGUACAAACACAGUGGAUCCUGAUGGACAUGUUGUCUUCUUUGAUACAGAGGCUCUGAUUGUUCAACUGUUAACAAAUGAGUUUGCAACAAUGUCACCAGGAGAGUUAGAAGCAAAAGGUUUGUCAACAUUACUAGACAGACGUAAGGCAUCAAAUGGUGGCUCGGAUUCACCACCAACUAUUGCAGGUAUUCUGGCCAAGGUGAAGGACACUGCAGAUACAGUUAGUCAGAAGAUACAAGCAGGUGUUGAUGCUCAUGGAUUCCAGCCUAUAAAUCCAAAUAUUCCAAGUCCCAGCCCAUCCAGAAAACAGUCACAGUCUGGUUCCCCAUUGGGGUCCCCAGGUCCUGGCGGAAGGAAGAAGAGACCUGAGCCUCUUAAUCUCCGAAACAGCAAUUUAACUAUGGAAAUUGCACAAUUAUUUAUGUCUAUGUUACAUGCUUGGGGCUUGGACCCAGACUUGGAUAAAUUGUGCUUAAAUAAACUAGGUUUGUUAAAACCUAAAUCACCAAUUUCAUUUGGACUGAUAUCUCGAGAAGGGCAUAUGUCACUUAUGUUGCCUGGUUGGCAUAAAGGUGUGUGUUCAAAGGGUGAUCCUAUUGUUGCCAUGGAUACAAAAGGUCAAAGAGCAACUCUGAGACAGCAGACAAGGUCUGAGAUGGACCCAGGAAGUGAAUCAGAUCUUAUUAAUCUGUCUAGUCAAGGAGCAGAAGGUUCACAAGUGUCAAAGGUUGAUCUGAAGGCGGAGAUUGAGAAAGAGAUUUAUAUGUUCACCAAGAAGGCUCGAUGGCAAAUUUCUAGUGCAGUAACUACACAACAUCUGCUGAGUGUGAUCUCCGUGGCAAAUACUUUGAUGAGCAUGAAUCAUGCGACAUUCAGGUCGCCUAAACCUGUACAAAGGCAGAGAAGUACGCGGUCAUUCCAAGGUGUUCAUGGUAUGCUAGUCAGUGAGGGAGAUGGUAGCUCUGCGGGAAGUGACGAAGAGACUGGAGAUGCUCUCAUACAGCAACAGGCACAGUUUAAACAAGGAUGGAGUCUCCUUGCAGCACAUCACUGUGUGCUGUUGCCAGAACUUGUCGAUUCAGGCCAGUAUUUUUCGCCGCAGUUAGAGAUGUUGGCGCGUAGGUGGCAGGAUCGGUGUUUAGAGAUAAGGGAAGCAGCACAAGCUCUUCUGUUAGCAGAGCUACGUAGAAUUGGUCCUGAUGGUAGAAAGUCAGUUGUGGAUGAUUGGUCUCCCUUCCUUCCGACCUACGUAGACCCACAACUGAGUAUUUUAAGUACAGACAGUCAUCCUGCACAUGGUGAAGAUGAGGAUGAGGAUGACACUGAACAUUAUUUAGUGGGAGAUUCACCACUACACAAACCUUCAAGAUCAUUUGAAAGUCGCCGAAAACAAGCCACAGCUAUUGUGAUGUUAGCAGUUCUAGGGGCGGAGUUUGGACAUGAAGUCCUGCCCACAAGGCGGGGACUGGAUGAUGGCAAGAAAAUGAAGAAAGGAUUAGAGGGAUUCACACUGUCAAAUUAUUCCCUGGCACAUCAUACAAGCAAAGCUUUAACAUUCCUUCUGCAACACCCACCAUCGAAGAAGCUUCCCGCUCACACACCAAUCAGACGGGCAGCAAUUGAUUUGAUUGGUCGAGGAUUUCCAGUGUGGGAACCGUAUUUAGAUGUGUCUGCCAUAUUACUGGGUCUGCUGGAGUUAUGUAUUGGUUCUGAAAGAUUGGUUCCUAGUGUGACAUUUGGGCUACCUUUAAGUCCAGCAGCAGACGCCUGUAGGACUGCAAGACAUGCCUUGUCUCUCAUAGCAACAGCUCGACCUGCCACCUUCGUUAUUACCAUGGCAAGAGAAGUAACCAGACAUAACCAUGCUAUGACACAAAACACCCAGUCUCAACACCAUUCCAAUCCACAUAACUCUGUAUUAGUGAAAUCCAAACCAGAGAUACUCAGAGUUGUAGAACUUCUUGUUGACAAGAUGCCUGCUGAUGUUGCUGACCAAAUUGUUGAGGCAAUGGAGAUUAUUAUUCACUGCCUGGAUGCAAGUCAGCUGAAGGCAAAAGGAUUACAGGAACUAUUCCCCGCUAUCUGCAGGUUCAGUAUGGUAACAUGUUGCAGCCAGACAAAGCGCAUAUGGGUUGGAGCUAAAAAUGGCACAUUAGCAUUCUAUGAAUUGAAACAGAAUUCCAAAUGUCAGGUGAUACAAGCCCAUGCCGGACCUGUGAUAGCAACUUCAAUUUCACCUGAUGGAAAGUUCCUUGCAACUUUUUCACAUGUGGACCAAAAAUUGAAGUUUUGGCAGACUGCAUCCACAUCUUUAUUUGGGAUUGGUUCCCAGCAUACAAAGUGUGUACGCCAGAUAGCGACACAGCCGAUUGCUGUUACACCUCACACCAACUUACUGAAACUAGUCAGACUGGUAUGGACAGAUAUAAGGGUUCUUGUUCUUUUAACAGUCGAUGGUACAGAGCAUAAAUACUAUGUGUAAACUCUGCAGUCGAUGUUAGAGAACUAAAUACUGUGUCAACAGGUCAACAGCACCGGACAUAAAUAAUAUGUGUAAACCCUACAGACAAUGGUACAAAAUACAAUACCCCCCACCCACUCCCCCCAUUAAUAUAGGAGUUGAGCAUUUUCUAGUAAUUUAAACAAAAGACACUUGUGGUCUGUUACUUUCUGACAGAAAGUAUUUGUAUUUGGACAUGUAUAGUGAUUUAUCAGUAAAGUUUGUAUUGCCAAGGCAACAAAAUGGCUGCUUUGUAAAAUGAUCAAAGAUAACGAGUUUCUUUGUACAUGUAUAAAUAUAUGGAUAUUGUCAAAACACUUCCUUAGUUGCAUUGGAUAUGUAAAUGUGAUAUAUAUUGUUGUAUAUGUAAUUUAUUUGAGCCACACCACGAGAAAACCAACAUAGUGGGUUUGCGACCAGCAUGGAUCCAGACCAGCCUGCGCAUCCGCGCAGUCUGGUCAGGAUCCAUGCUUUUUGCUUUCAUAGCCUAUUGGAAUUAGAGAAACUGUUAGCGAACAGCAUGGAUCCUGACCAGACUGGAUCCAUGCUGUUGGCUAACCCGCUACGUUGGUUUUCUUGGUUUUCUCAUGGCGCGGCUCAUUUGUUUUAUUUACACUGUGUAUAGUAAUUGCAUCAUUGUUGUGAUGUGCAUGAAAGCAAUAUAGUGCAACUACAUGUUACUUAUAAUUGAUUGAUCAUGUUUUUACUCUGUUAUAGGUGUUAUUUAUUCAGUUUAUGUCAUGGAAAAUUAUUUUAUUUGUUAUUGAAAUAAAUGUUAUAUAUUA
This is a messenger RNA of Mercenaria mercenaria, 5455 nucleotides long. RefSeq names its product WD repeat-containing protein 7-like. NCBI's taxonomy places the organism in Eukaryota, Metazoa, Mollusca, Bivalvia, Venerida, Veneridae. Gene Ontology annotation, cellular component: cytoplasm. The transcript has 28 exons. The record is from RefSeq and is a predicted model, not a curated record. The coding region runs from base 120 to 4652 and encodes 1510 amino acids. Gene Ontology annotation, molecular function: protein binding.